GCUGCAGCGAACUGUUUGUUGCAUGCGUUUUUGCUUUGCGACAGACCCUCGUUCUUUCCAUGACUCUGUAGACGACUGCGACGGCCACGAUUAGGGCCCCGAAAGCGCUAGACAUGUUGGAGGCCAGAGUCAAGUCGGAACUGGACAUGCAGUUCUUGGUUGCCCGCCUCUUCGAGCGAUUGCGAACUGAGGCUCCUGCUUACGAUUGGGACGACACCAUCGCUCCAUUCCACUCCUCCUACGACAACUGGCACGUCCAUGGAUACCGUCGUGCUUCACAACCCGUCGAUCGCAAAUCGAGCAAACCUUCAAGUAGAACUGGUAGCAGAGACCGCCGAAAGGACCGCGAAGCAGACAAAAACAAAGACAAAGAGAGUGAACGAAGCCCAUCCGAUGCGCAACAAGGCUAUGAUGUUGUCGCUCGCAUCUCUCGCCACACAACACGUCUCGAGCGCGAGUUUGGUCUUGCGAAGAGACUCAAGGCAGAGGAUGACCCGGAAUGCCGCCAUUUCAUAGACCCUGUCGAGUUUCGCAGACUACCAGUACGUCAACCAGGUGAUGUCAGUCUCGUCGCCUUUAUUGCUCGUGCCCCUGACAGUGGCGGCGACUACAUGAAAGAGCUUGUCGAGUUUGGUCCAAGUCUGCGCCGUGCUCAGCUUCCUACUUCGCCCAUCAGUCCACGCGGAAACCCCGAGUUCGAGCAAACAUUUACCCCGGAGCUUCUUCCUAUCCAUCUUUUCUUGGAUUUCGCUAUUGGUUCGACGGAAUGUUGUGAGAUUUUGCAUCACAGCAGGGAGCUGGUGCACGGGGAGCUUCGCGGCGAUGCCUUCCACUUCAGCAAAGAGCACCGCACCGUACGCCUAAUCAACUUCGGAUCUGGUGCUAGGUCAUUCGAAAACGGUCUUACAUCUGCUGGUUGGAGCUCACUGACCUCCGAAGCUGGUGUUGAAAACCGUCUUCAGUUCAUCGCGCCAGAACAAACUGGACGCAUGCCUGCCGAGCCGGACACGCGGACGGACAUAUACUCCCUUGGUAUCUUGUUCUGGACCAUGCUGACUGGAAUUCCCGCAUACAGCGGAGGUAACCCUCUCGAGAUUAUGCAGAAUCUAUUAUCACGUCGCAUCCCUCCAGUUGACAGUGUACGGCACGACGUACCGGCGAUAAUUUCAAACGUGAUACAGAGGAUGACACAGAAGAAGAUGAACGAUCGAUACCAGUCAUCAUCAGGCUUGAAGCACGAUCUACUUGAAAUAAAGAGGCUACUCUCGGAAGGGGAUGCUAACGCGCUAGAGUCUUUCAAGCUCGGUGCUAAGGAUGUCUCUUGCUUCUUCAACCUACCAAAUUCGCAAAUCGGACGGGAAGAUCAACGCAAACUCAUUCUUGACGUUAUAGAGAACUCGGCGUGGCGCGCUGCUCAAGCCAUCUCAAGCUCCAAGAAAGGCCUUUAUAGCUUAAGCUCACAUUCCACGACAUCAACUCCCACCGGCGAACGGCAUGAAAGUGGUAUCCUGGAAGAAGUCAUGUCUGAAAGUACCGGUUCCGGCAUGGACCAGGAACCCAAGCUUUCUCUCCCUCUGGAUAGGAACCACAUCUUGAAGCAGCAACAUGAGCAUAGCUCACAAGAAAGUAUUGUAGCUCACACUGGCGCUGAUCUAGAGCACAAACCGUCAUUGGAGAGCAGGCCGUCCGUCUACAACCUUGAGAACAGCCAACGGUCGACUGUGUCAAAUUCGUUCACUGCUCAGUCCGAGACUUCUGCGCUCCGCACGGCCCAACGACUCAAGCAGAUUGGCCAUACCGAACUGCUAUGCCUCAGUGGUGCCGCAGGUCUCGGUAAGAGCUCGUUGUUACUUGACGUCCAAAACAUGUCGAGGAAAUACGGCUAUUACGCAAGUGCAAAGUUCGAUCAGGUUAAGCGUGCACCCUUCGAGCCCGUGGUCAGGGUGAUGAGCUCCCUAUUUCGACAGAUUUUCUCUGAGGGUGACGUAUCUACUCCAUUCCACGACAAUAUUCGCACAUAUAUCAAGCCUUACUGGAGCUUCCUUUCAGGCUUCUUGGACCUCCCGCCGUGGUUGCUCUCUCAGUUUCCCACCCACCAGGGCUCUCUGAGUUCGGAUUCUGCCGCGCUACGGGUGCCUCGUGAGAAGUGUGGCAGUCAAGGAGAUACGGCUUCAGACUGGCUCAGAGCAGGAGGCAGUAACUCCAGCAAGUCGAACCGCUUCGUUCGCACCUUCCUUGACGUGCUGCGACUAUUAGCUCUGCAGAAAUUCAUAUGCAUAACGCUUGACGAUUUGCAGUUCGCUGACGAGGAAAGCAUUGACCUAUUGACUAGCAUUGUUCAGGCCAAGAUACCUGUGGUCCUAGUCCUUACCUACCGUGACGAGGAAGCAUUGCCUUUGAAGCUUCGUCCCCUACUCGAAAAGGCGACAAAAAUCGACUUGAAACCUUUCACGGAGGAAGAGACUGCCAAAUACGUGGCAAUUACUCUGCAUCGUUCACCCGAGUACGUUCUACCCCUAGCUGCCGUAAUUCAGCAAGCUACUCACGGUAACCCGUUCUUUGUCCGGGAAAUGCUCGACACUUGCUAUCGGAAACAUUGCAUAUACUACUCAUGGCGUUCAUCGCAGUGGGAAUUCGACCUCGACAAGACUUUUGACGAAUUCGCCUCGCCUGAUGCUAAUGAAUUCUCUACGAACAACUACCUUGUAAAGCGUUUAAAAGAUCUGUCAGAGGACUGCAAAUCGGUGCUUGCCUGGGCUAGUUUCAUCGGCAACACGUUCUCGUUUACCCUCGUGAAGAGAGUCAUGAGUUGCGACUGCUCAAAGCAAUCGAAGGACGAGUACCUACCACUAAAGAGGGACCCUGUAACUGGAUUACAAGACGCCAUCAGUGCCUACAUAAUAGUGGCGACGGAAGACGAGGAUAAAUUCAGGUUCUCUCACGAUCGGUACAUGCAGGCUGCUGAGCUCCUCGCCAGCAACUGUAUAAAGUCGGAAAUGAACUACAUCAUCUGUGCCUCGAUGAUGUACCACGACCCUUAUGAUAGUGCCACCAAACCCACUCAGCACUUAUUCGACCAAGCAAGACAUAUUUGCAACUCAGUCGAGGCCAUUCAGAUUCGACCUAGUCUUGCCAAGGCUCCCUUCCGAGACCUUCUUUAUCAAGCAGCAGAAACGGCACGAGAGCAAGGAGCAAGAUCCAUAUCACUGUACUUUUUCCAGCACUGCUUGAUGCUGCUUCCUGAUGAUCCUUGGAACGAUGACACUCCUGACGGUUCUUACCAAGAAACAUUGACGCUCAUGACUAAGGCAGCCGCUUCUUACUGGUAUCUUGGGUUCUUCGAGGAGGCUGAGAUCAUACUCAAGGAGAUCAUGAGCAACGCGAAGGUCGCCGCCGACAAGACACCGGCUUUCAUAAUACAGAGUCGAAUGCAUGCACAAAAGGGAGAUUCGCAUAUAGCUUUCUUGAACAUGAAACGAGCUCUGGAAGACCUCGGUAUCGAGAUCGUCGACACAACCUACGAGGAAUGCGACAAGGAGUUCUACGAAAUCGUGAAACUCGUCAAGGUCUCAGACAGACAAUUAUUCGAGGGAAGAGACGCACCCAUCGAUCGAGAUCUCUUCACAAUAGGAGGCGUCCUAGUCGAAUUGUUGUCGGCAGCGUUCUGGACUGACUCCUUGUUGUUCUACUAUCUGACAUUGAAGAUGAUGAGGGUUUUCCUGCAGCGUGGUCUUUUUCCACAGAUUGCAGUAGGUUUCAUCCACCUGGCCUCUAUUUCCAUCGGCCGCUUUGAGAUGGUGGAAGAGGGCCUGGAACUCGGCAACACAGCCUUGAAGCUCUUCGAUCUCUUCGACACGGACUCGUAUACGAUUGGCCGCGGCGUCACUCUCCACAGCCUCUUCCUGGGGCACUUUGUGAGCGAUAUCGAAGAUCAGAUUCCAGUCUUGGAACGUGGCAUGGAAGCAACCAUUCUGGCUGGCGACCGGUUGGUCCACUUGCUUAGUGCCGGCGUGAUGUCCGCGUACAAGCUGUGGUCCUCCCAUAAUUUUGAUGAAGUCAACGCCUUUGUCCAGGAAUGCUACGACAACUUCCCUGAAUGGCCACAAGACUUGCGCGGAGGAGUGUUUUUGACUAGCGUACGCCAAUGGAUAUCAGCUCUUCAGGGAAAGACCAACUGGCGGCAAGCAGAGACGAUCUUCGACGACAGUUCUCACCAAUCGAAACAGUACGUCGAGUUCAUACAGUCACACUCUACUGCUGCGGUACGGCCUUUGUUCUUCUACAACAGCUACAGGAUUGCAAUCUUGUACAGAUUCGGAUACUGGAAAGAGGCUCUCGAGCUCGGUGACUCUGCCUUGGAAUCCAUUUCCAGUGUAUGGUGUAUGCGACAUGCCUAUUACGACUAUUUCUAUAUCUCGAUGGCCAUGAUUGCAAAGUUGAGGGAAGAACCCAACUGUUCAGAUCGCCGAAUAGUCCUUGAGAACAUUCACAAGUUCAAGCAAAAGAUCGAGACCGUGAGUCGAGUUAACGAGUCUAACUUUGCUGUCUGGCUGCACCUUCUUCGCGCAGAAAUUGCCGACAUCGAAAAGCGCUCUGAUGACGCGACUCUUUCCUACGAGGCUGCCAUUGAUCACACCAUUGUUCAUGGUCUUUUGUCGGAUGAGGCUAUGUGUUAUGAGCUGUAUGGAGAUUACCUUUCUCGUAAAGGAGCAACUCGUCCAGCCCGCUCAAUGAUCCGAGACUCUAUUUCUGCCUACCGCCGUAUCUCUGCGACCGCGAAAGCGGACCACAUUUCUGAGAAACACGAAUUUUUGCUGCUCGGUUCGAGAAACUUCACGACGGCCGAGGCAGGCACUCAGACCGUGGAGAAUGAAAACAUUUCGUUCUCCAUGGUACAGAACGAAGCCCCUCAGACAUCCGAUGAUAGGACGCAAGCCUGGCUGACUCCUAGCGCGAACACAGUCCCCCAUCAGCAUGAAAACCAGCAUGAUCUCCAAGGUGGGUUCUCUGCGGUUGGUCUCGAUAUGAUCGACCUUGCAAGUAUCCUGGAAUCAUCGCAAGUGCUGUCUUCGGAGCUGAGAGUCGAUAAGUUGCUAGCGAAGUUGACGAACAUCAUUGUCGACAGCACCGGAGCCGCUCUUUGCGGCCUUGUGGUGAAUUCAGAUGAAGUUGGCUGGAACGUGGCUGCCGUAGGCGGUCCUGAUGUUUCUUAUCAAGGUAAUGUUGGCCAACCCAUCGGCGAGAUUGAUGAUCCGUUGUCCAAGCAAAUAACCUUCUACGUCUUGCGCUUCAAAGAAGAGCUCUUCCUACGCAAUGUUCUCGACGACGAGCGCUUUGCGAACAUGCCUGCGUCAUGGCGACAGAAGUUCCCCGACGGCAAAGCUGUUAUUGCGUUGCCCAUCCUGCAUGGAGACAACACCCUUCUCGGCUCAAUAUACAUCGAAGGACCUCCGAACUCUCUAUCUCAGCGUAACAUCACCGUCCUCCGCCUCCUUGUCAACCAGAUCUCGAUUUCGAUUGCCAACGCAUUGCUCUUCAAGAAGGUUGAGAAAGUCUCAGCCAGCAACUCCUCCAUGCUCGAAGUACAGAAACAAGCACUCGACCAAGCCCGCGAAGCUGAGAGAAAAGCCAAGCUUGCAGAAGCUAAAGCAAUGGAAAUGGUCAGGCUCAAGGAAGAGGCAGCAAAGGCAAAAGCAAUGUUCUUGGCCAACGUUUCCCACGAGCUGCGUACUCCUCUGAACGGUGUCAUCGGCAUGUCUGAACUUCUCAAAGGAAGUGGUCUCAACAACGAACAAGAAGGCUAUGCCGACAGCAUUCGUGUGUGUGCUGACACUUUGCUCUCGGUCAUCAACGACAUUCUGGACUUCAGCAAACUCGAAGCGGACAAGAUGGCCGUGUACUCGGUUCAAUUGUCCCUGACCCAGACUAUCUCUGAAGUUGUUAGAGCUCUGUCGUACACCAAUCUUGAAAGAGGACUGCAAACUGUCGAGAAGCUAGAGAUGGACCCGAACAUGCUUGUCAUGAGCGAUCCUGUCCGCCUGCACCAGAUUUUCAUGAAUCUGCUCAGUAACGCGUACAAGUUCACAGCGAAGGGCACAGUCACAGUCAGGGCAUUCGUCGAGCACGAAACCGAAUCCACUGUUCAGGUUACCUGCAGUGUACAGGACACUGGUAUUGGAAUCACAGAAGAGCAAAGAAAGAAGCUCUUCCAGCCUUUCAGUCAGGCCGACAGCAGCACUGCACGUAGCUAUGGUGGUACUGGCCUCGGUCUCUCCAUCUGCAAGGCCAUCAUCGAGAAGGUCUUCCAUGGCAGGAUUUGGAUGGAGUCUGAACUUGGCGUCGGAACCACAGUCGCCUUCUCCAUUCCCUUCCAGAAGAUCAGGCCUGGUGCUGAGAAGGGGGCCCUUGGACCACCUGUGGAUUCUCUUGCAGCCAUGUACCAACCAAGCGAGGCCGAUAAACUCAAGUCUUCCUACAUUAGCUUGGCUCACAUCCCUCGAGACAAGCUACGUAUCUGCAUAGCAGAGGAUAACAUUGUCAAUCAGACUAUUGCCGUCAAGAUAGUGAGGAAGCUUGGGUUUGGAUGUGAAGCUUACGGAGACGGACAGCAAGCGGUUGACGCACUUGCAGCAGCGAGCAAGGCAGGUACACCUUACCACCUGGUGCUCAUGGACGUACAAAUGCCUGUCCUUGACGGCUACAACGCCACGAGAGAAAUCCGAAAGCAUCCUGACCCCGUCGUACGCGAAGUCCUGGUCAUCGCCAUGACCGCUUCCGCAAUCCGUGGCGACAAGGAAAAAUGCCUCGAAGCCGGAAUGAACAAUUACAUGUCAAAGCCGGUACGCGCCAACCUGCUCAAGCAAAUGCUCGAAGGAUAUCUCAACCAAGUCCCGAAGACGAUACCAAAUUUGCAAAAAGAAGCCAAUAAGCUGUCUCAAGAUGUGCUCAAUCAGGAGUCCAUGUACGCACCAACUGGAGGUCAAGCGGCGGGCACUUCGCAGCAGCAGAGUGAUGGACAAAAGACACCCACGCCUGCCACUGUUGGGUCAAUGGCCAUGAGACCCAAGUGAUGAUGACCACCAAUACAAUUUAGCGUACACCAGUCGCAUCUUUUCUCGCAUCAUCGACGUGCUUUGCUUUGGAGGCACGAGGCACUAUGGGUCAGCGAAGGAAGGAGCAAUUGAGGGUAGCCUUCAGGGUCUCUCUUUCUCUUUCUGCAGUCAUCCCGUAGAGGAAAGGAACAAUCAGAGCAUUUGCUACUUCCUCGCAUUUGCAUCAUGGACUUUUGGCGAAGUCUUUUACACCUAUCUUUCUGUUUUUUUUUUUUUGUUU
This is a messenger RNA of Aureobasidium pullulans EXF-150, 7332 nucleotides long. RefSeq lists its product as uncharacterized. The record is from RefSeq and is a predicted model, not a curated record. The transcript is spliced from 3 exons. Gene Ontology annotation, molecular function: ATP binding; protein binding; phosphorelay sensor kinase activity. Gene Ontology annotation, biological process: protein phosphorylation; phosphorelay signal transduction system. Lineage: Eukaryota; Fungi; Ascomycota; Dothideomycetes; Dothideales; Saccotheciaceae. Bases 114 to 7070 code for a protein of 2318 amino acids.